Ictalurus punctatus (channel catfish) is the source of this 5511-nucleotide messenger RNA. RefSeq lists its product as uncharacterized. Gene Ontology annotation, molecular function: protein binding. The transcript has 19 exons. The coding region runs from base 359 to 4264 and encodes 1301 amino acids. The record is from RefSeq and is a predicted model, not a curated record. NCBI's taxonomy places the organism in Eukaryota, Metazoa, Chordata, Actinopteri, Siluriformes, Ictaluridae.
AGGAGAGAAGCGCACGCGCACAUACACAGACACAGACUCACGCUCACCGCCCGGUGUGUGUGUGUGAGCGAGAGCUCUUUGUGCAUUUACGAGAAUAAAUACUAAUGUGUUUGGUUCUCUAAACACACAGCGAACGAUGUGAACAUAUAUAUUUAAAAAAUGCGCAUUAAAAAGUCGCACUUCUCUCCGCAAGCUUUUCAGCAAAAACGGAAACACAGAGAGGACCAAUGAGCGGCCUCGUUUUUAGUAUGCGCCUACAUAAGCGCCGCCGAUUGGCUAAUCCGUAUCACGUUCCCGUGGCUCACUAAAACUCUCGGUUACUGCUUUAAAGAGGUCGGUGUUUGCGAAUGUGCUCGCAAUGGGCAAAGGGAUAAAUCCAGUUCUGGAUGCUAAACAGCACGUGUGUGCAAGAAGAGACAAGAGCAAUCUGGAAAGCAGAUUUAUAAAUGUUAUUAAAGGAUAUGGAGUGUUUGCCAGCUCGUGGAUUGAGGAGGGAAGUUUUAUAGUGGAGUACAGAGGAGUUCUGCGAGAGGCAGGCGAAUGCAGCCCUGAUGCUUAUUCAUACUACUUUAUAUAUAACAACACACGCUAUUGUAUCGAUGCUUCAGUGGAUGACGGAUCUCUCGGGCGGCUUGUUAAUGAUGAUAGUAAUCCCAACGCGAAGGUGAAGGUCAUCUCUAUCAGCCGCAUCCCGCAUUUGUGUUUAUUUGCACUGCGGGACAUUCAGUCAGGGGAGGAGAUCACUUACGACUAUGGGGGUUAUGACCUGCCCUGGCGCAGAGGCACGUGGCUGUGUAUGGAGAACCCUUCUCAGUUGAAACUGAAAGAGGAGCGUGAGGAGCCGCCAUCAGAAUCAGACACUACAGAACAAACAAUAGGUCAGCAAGAGCAGGACGCAUGUACGGAGGGAACAACGCCGUCACAGACCAUGAACGAGAAGGAGUGUGAAGAAGAAAUGCCGAUGCGAGCUGAUAAAGCUACUCAGACAACAGAAGAAAAAAUCUGUGAAAUUCAACUGCUCCAGUUAACUCCAGUAACUCAGCAGAUACCGUUUAAGGAGGACAAGAGGAUCAGUGAAGACCCUGCUACCUCUCAACAACUCAUGAGUGAUGUACAGCUGACCUCUAGUAAUGAAGAAGCAGCUGAAUCUCAGCUAACAAAUCAGAUGACCGAUGAGGUGGGACAGAUGGAGUGUAAUGAAGAGGCAGAACAGAUCUUGGAACAGCAACAGUGUAGAAUGGAAGCUGAACCUUGUGUGGAAGAACCGUCUCGUCCAGUGUCGGCUGCACAGAGCACGUAUAAAGAAGAGCAGCCCACGUGUCAGGAUGAACCAUGUGAAAUGCAGCUAGAAGAACAGAAGCAGGCUGGUGAAGAGACACAGCAGCAGUGUAAUACUGAUUCCUCUCAGAUUCAGAAUGCUACACAGUCAUCCGAAGCUGAUCAAGAUUCAUACCUUAGCAACGAGGACAGUAAUGAUGAAAUGGUCUCAUCAGAUGAAGAAUUCCUACCUGACUCUGACACGGACUCGGAAGAUGAUUCUGAUGUAGAGAAGCCUAAAAAGAAGGCUAAAACUUCACUCGCCUCGAAGGAAAUAGACCAAGAGGCAACGCCACUGAUUAAGAAUCAUUUUGUCACUCAGGCUACAAAGCUUAACUUCUGUUUUGUUUGUGGAAAGGCUUGCACAAAAAUAGCAAGGCAUUUAAAAUUACACAGAAAAGACAACAUUGAGAUCGCAACUGCUUUUAAGCUACGGAAGAAAUCAAAACAGAGGUCACACAUCCUUGAAGUACUAAGGAACAGAGGGAAUUACCAGCAUAACAAAUUGGUUCUUAUUAACGGCACCGGACUGAUAAAAUUGAGACGAAAGCCAAAAGAUGAUAUAGACACACAGAAGUUUGAAUACUGCAUGUACUGUAAAGGGCUCUAUAUGCGUAAAGAACUUUGGAAGCAUGCGAGACGCUGCACAUCUAACCCUGAAAGAGACACGCAGAAGACUUCAAGAUCUGUCUUGGGUUUGGCAGCUUUAUCCGAAUGCCCGCAUUUAAAACACAUUUCAGAAGACGUGAAGAAAAUGCUUUGUGAUUUGCAUCAGGAUGAAGUUGCACAGACCAUCCGGAAUGACGAGUACAUCUUGAAACUGGCACAAGAUUUCUUCGACAAGAAGGGCAAUAGCAAAGAAAGACACGCAUUUGUUAGACAAACCGUUAGAUGCAUUGGAAAGUUUUUGCUCCUUUUGCGCAACAGAUUUGCGAUAAGGAACCUAGCAGAGGCUAUAAAACCCUCCAGCUUUUCACUGGUUACUGAAGCAGUCAAAGAAAUUGCUGAAUUUAAUGAGGAAAAAAAAUGCUUCACAAUACCAAGCCUUGCACGCAGAAUUGGAUUGGCUUUGAGGAAAUACUGCGUCUUGAGUGCACAGAAAGCAUUUGUAAUUGGAGACAAAAUACUAAUCCAGGCAACGAGCACAUUUAUGGAGCUUUUUAAUAAAGCACAAUCUCAGUUCGCUUUAGGCGAACAAAGACACUUGGGCGUACAGUCCAAGUCUUUUUUACUGCCAUUUGUCGAUGAUGUGAGAAUAUUUCACUGCUAUCUGGAAAAGGCUGCACAGUGUGCAACGAAGGAACUGAGGGAAACCCCAUCUGCUCAGAGUUAUGCUGACCUUUGUAAAGUGACCCUGGCACAAAUCCUGAUGUUUAAUCGCAGACAUGGAGAAGUCUCGCAGAUGACCAUCAAAAGCUUCCAGGAGAGGGAUCUUUUGCAGGCUCCUGAAAGCUCUGAGGCACUAACAGAAUUGGAAAAGGUGUUUUGUGAAGACUACUGCAAAAUCUUGGUUAGACAGAAAAUGGGCGCAUUCGUACCGAUCAUUUUAACUCCAGACAUGGUCAACGCGCUUAUGCUCCUGACUGAAAAGAGAGACCAAUGCAGUGUCUUCAAAAGCAACAUCUAUGUGUUUGGUCAACCCAGAAGUAACAGGUGCUACAGAGGAGAAAAUGCCCUGCAGAUCUGCGCCAAUGAGUGUGGCGCGAUGGAUCCAGAUAGGCUGACAUCCACCAAGUUCAGCAGACACAUUUCUACACUCUGCCAAGUCCUCACCUUGAAGAACCAUGAGCUAAAGAAGCUGGCCAAGUUCAUCGGCCAUGAUAUAAGCCUGCGUAAAGAAUACUACAGGCAAACUGAGGCCAUGCCUCGCUUGGCCAAAAUCUGCAAACUUAUUUUGGCCAUCGAGAAGGGAAGUGCAGCUGAGGUGCUUGGACAGUCUCUAGAUGACAUUGCAUUACCAGUUGUGAUCAGCGAGAGUGACAGUGAAGAUGAAUAUUUCGAGGAAGACGAUGCAUUUCUCCAAGAUCAGGAGGCAAGACGUGAACUUGCAUUACAACUGUUAUCUAAGAAAAUGAAGACCAUCCCUAAAACCCCUAAGAAAAUUUGUAAUGUACCUGCUCCAAAACACAAAAAACAGGAAAAUGAAUCUACAUCUAAAGAACAGUCAAAUGCAUCUACAGAUAAGGAACAGGAAAAUGAAUCUACAGAUAAGGAACAGGAUACAACUGAAGAGCCUAAAGCAGGAAAACCUGCUCAGCAGCAGGCUGAGCAGCAACUCAAUGUACUCAUGAAAAAAGUACUGUGGACAAGAGAAGAGAAGAUUGCAAUCAUGAAGCAUUUCAAAAAACACAUUUACUAUGGAAGACUGGCUACGAUAAAGGAAUGUCGACGCUGCCAAAUGAUGGAGCAACCUGUACUGAAUGGUAGAACUAUACAGAAAAUCAGAGACUUUGUUAGAAAUGCUGGGAUUUCUUUCAUGAGGAAGAUGACAGCUAAACAUUAUGUGAAGAAGAACAUUGCCUUACCUCCCCAACCAGCAAAUCCAAACAGCACAGGUGUUCAAUCCCCUCAAUCAGCAAAUACUUCAACAUUUAGUGUACUAUCAUCUCAAACAGCACACCCUACCAGCUCUAGUGUCAUACCGUCUCCAAAAACUAACUUCAAACCUGUUAUAGAUUUAUCUCAAACAGCAAAUGGUACUACUACAACACUACCCCCUCAAGCACCAAUCUUUACAACCUCUAAUGUAGUACAUCCUCAAACCACCAAACUCAUGUACAUUAAAGUACAAGCCCAGCAUUCAGCAAACCACACCAUUCCUAGCUUAACACUUCCAUCUCAAGCAGCAAAUCCAAGCAUAAUACCUGCAGGUAUAAUACUGCCUCAAACAGUAAACCCAAGCAUCUCCAGAGCUGAUAUACUAACGAUACCUCAAGUAGCAGACUAGGCCAACUCCAGCAUCGUAAUACCACAAGUACCAAAACACACAGAUUCUAGUGUACUACCUUCUCAGGCAGCGCCCCUAAUAUGUGCAGGUGUACUAGUCCCUCAAGAAGCAAACCCAGCAAGUUCUACUACAGCACCUCCUCAAGUAGCAAUUCUAAAAUGUACAAGUGUACCAUCCCCCCAAGGUGCAGAUACAGAUCAAUCAACACCUCCAGCACAAGCAGCAAAUCUGUCUAACUCUAGCACUUGAACUUCUCAAACAGCAACUCUAUCAUACCACCCCUAAAAACGCUUUUAUCUAAUUCUAAUGUACGACAACAUUAAGCAGCAAACUCAAGAAGCUAAAGUGGCUAACUUCAUUAACAGCAUGCAAAGCCACCAAUACCCACAUGUUCAAGGAUACUUUUCCAGACAGCUCAUAUCUGCAAGAACAUUACAUUAACCAAUAAAUCCAAACUUUGAUAGCUAAAAAAACAAGACCACCCCCUCAAAUAGCACACGCACAACUGUGCAAAUGAUUUAUCCCUUCAAUCCAGCAAAUUCAACCACUUCUAAUGAACUAACUCGGUGAGCAACUUGUCCAAUCAGCUAUAAUGUAUUCCUUCCUCACACACAAAAAAAAUUUAAAUAUGAAUGUAUGCUAUGUACUCAAGGGACUUGUAUAGAAUACUAACCAGGAGCAGGAAAAGUUAUCCAACUCUAGCUGUUUACCUUCUCCAACAACAACUUUAAGCACUUCAGUCAAACUACCUCAAACAGCAUAUCUAACCAAUUCUAUUGUAGUACCAGCCAAACCCAAGUAUUUCAGGUUCAACAGCUAGACAUCUAAACCAGCUAUCAACAGCUAAAACAUACCAUCAACAUUUCAAACACCACUCAGCCACUCCCAGAGAACACAGGUUCUAGGCUUGGGCAGCAAGCCUACCAUGUGCAAGUGUACCAUCCACUCAAGGGGCAGGUCUAAUUAAGUCCAGCAUACUAACCCCACAAGCAUCAAAAAUAACCAACUAUAUAGUUUUACCUUCUCAAACAGCAACUCGCCACUUCAAUCACACCACUUCCCUCAACAAACUCAGCUAGAUCAAGUGUAUUAAAACCUUUACUUUGAGCAUUGUAUUAGUAAUUCUAUAUAGUGCUUAUUGUUUAUCAAAACUGAUUUGAUGGAAGAUGUUUUUCCCUUUAUGUAUCAUGUGGCAAUUCAUGGGGCUGUUACAAAACUGUAUAAUAAAACUUGCUGUAAAUAUCAAA